AUGACGGUGGACAACAAGAAGAGAGUCACGCCCGGCGCACCAGGCGUGCCAUUUUACACUCCAAUCCAAGAGCCGCCGGUCGGCACAGCAAUCGCCUCCCAAGAAACCGAGGUUCCAACCCUUUUCAAACCGCUCACGAUUCGUGGAGUAACGAUUCAGAACCGCUUUGCCGUGUCGCCGAUGUGCAUGUACUCGGCCGACGAUGGACACCUCACGGACUUCCACCUCGUGCACCUGGGUGCCUUUGCGUUGCGAGGCGUUGCCUUGACCAUCAUCGAGGCCACCGCGGUCGCGCCGAAUGGGCGCAUCAGCCCAGCGGACUCGGGACUCUGGCAAGACAGCCAGAUCGCGCCGCUUCGGCGUGUGGUGGACUUCAUCCACUCCCAGGGGCAGAAGGCCGGCAUCCAGAUCGCACACGCCGGCCGCAAGGCGAGCACUGUUCCCCUCUGGCAGGCCAAGGUCGAGGCUAAGCAACUGGCCACGGAGGACGUCGGCGGCUGGCCCGACAACUGCGUAGCCCCGAGCGCUAUCCCCUGGGACAAGGAAGGCUGGCCGAUGCCCAAGGAGAUGACCAUUGCGCAAAUCGAGGAAGUGGUGCAGGGAUUUGCGGAUGCUGCGAAGAGGGCAGUGGUUGCGGGCAUCGAUGUGAUCGAGAUUCACGGUGCGCACGGCUAUCUGAUUUCUGAGUUCCUCUCGCCAAUUUCCAACAGGCGAACGGACAAGUAUGGCGGUAGCUUCGAAAACCGAACUCGGCUUUUGUUCCAGGUUGUCGAUGCCAUCCGCGCCGCCAUCCCUGAGUCAAUGCCGCUUUUCUUGCGCAUCUCAGCCACGGAGUGGAUGGAGUGGUCAGGUCAGGAAAGCUGGACCCUCGAGGACAGCAUUCGUCUAGCCAAGCUGCUGCCCGAGCACGGCGUCGACCUGUUGGACGUCAGUUCGGGCGGGAACAAUGCCCAACAGAAGCUCGACAUCCAUCCUUACUACCAGGUCAGCCUCGCCGGAAAAGUUCGAGAAGCUGUCGAGGCCGAGGGCAAGAAACUGUUGAUUGGCGCCGUGGGCAUGAUUUCCAACGCCGAGAUGGCGCGAUCGAUUGUGCAAGAAGGUCACAAGCUCAACGAGGAGGCGGCAAAGAAUGGCACCGUUGAGAUUGAGGAGGAGCAUGGACAAAAGACACAGGCCGACCUGGUCCUGGUUGCGAGGCACCUGUUGCGAGAGCCUGAAUUCGUUCUCAAGACUGCACGCCAGCUCAACGUCAAGGUGUCUUGGCCCAAGCAGUAUGAGCGUGGGGAAUGGCCGCGCAGUUUCAAGAUCUAA
This is a messenger RNA of Thyridium curvatum, 1311 nucleotides long. RefSeq lists its product as uncharacterized. Lineage: Eukaryota; Fungi; Ascomycota; Sordariomycetes; Thyridiales; Thyridiaceae. Gene Ontology annotation, cellular component: intracellular anatomical structure. The record is from RefSeq and is a predicted model, not a curated record. The coding region runs from base 1 to 1311 and encodes 436 amino acids. The transcript has 2 exons. Gene Ontology annotation, molecular function: NADP binding; NADPH dehydrogenase activity; FMN binding.